Branchiostoma belcheri (Belcher's lancelet) is the source of this 530-nucleotide messenger RNA. RefSeq names its product kelch-like protein 38. The annotation marks the transcript as partial. The transcript has a single exon. Gene Ontology annotation, molecular function: protein binding. Lineage: Eukaryota; Metazoa; Chordata; Leptocardii; Amphioxiformes; Branchiostomatidae. The record is from RefSeq and is a predicted model, not a curated record.
CGCAUCGAUCUGCCAUGUCUCGUGGCUACCACGACGAAUUUGGCCACUGGCAGUGCGUUGGAGGUGACUCUGACUCUGACCUUGACUAUGACGAUGACUAUUACGAUGACUAUUACGAUGAGGAAUGUUACUUUGAAAACGACCAUAACCGCGACUGUGAUCAUGACAAUGGCCAUGAACAUGACUAUGAAUCCGCCAACUGGUACAGAUGGAGGGACAGAGAAUCAGAAGACGGAUACCGUAGUUUCGAAAACCGCGCCCGAGGACGCGAACUUCUUUCUGAACUUGUCAGCCAGCGGAAGAGCAGGGAAUUGCUUGAUAUAGUGGUGGAAGUCGAGGGUAGGGAGUUCCCCUGUCACCGGGCUGUGUUAGCAUCCACGCCGUACUUCAAGACCAUGCUGUCCUCAAACUUCGCUGAAAGUAGUUCAAGGGCCAUAAAGCUGCACGAGGUUGACCCCACCAGCUUCUGUAAGAUCCUGGACUUUUUGUAUACCGGGAAAAUCCGCAUCGGUAAAGAUGACGCCCAGGAC